AGGUCGGGUUUGAAAUCGGUUUCGACUGUGUGACUGUAUCACCCUGAGAGCGUCGUUGUGUGAGAUGGUUUUACGAGGGACCUAACUUAUUUUUCACGUGGGGAUAUGUUUUGUUCACAUGAUGAUAAGGACGUUAGACUUUGGCAAAGCUCUUUAGUGGUUUAUCGUUCUCAUCAACAUCUUAAAACAAUACAGUCGAUCAGAAGCUGGUGCAAAUAAAUCUAUCUGAAGUCUGUUUAAAUUCUAACCAUGCAUGUGCACCAAAAUACGAACGCAUAUCUCGAAUUGUGCGCUAAAAGAGGUUUAACUAUCUAUCACUAAUUACACAUGGGCUGUUCCAAAAGAUAGACGGGGGAGAUCGGCAGUAUACUCUUAAUGAUUAUUCAACUAGUAUACUGGAAGGACCCUUUACAGGGACAAGAACGAAGACCCUUUUACCCAUGGCCGCGAAAUGGAAUGCCCUGUUUGAAACUGAUUACAUCACAAAUAAGAUUAUUCUUAGAGUUGACAAUCGCUACAAGAACUUAAUGUUGAUAAGUAUUUUUAUAUAGUAGGUGUCUCCAAAUUUUGAAAACAUUUCUUCAGAUGAUAUUGACAAAUUCGGGUGUCUUGGGUUCUGCUUACAUUGAGGCAACUUUCUUUGCUGAAACGUCACUCCAAACAUUACAUUCAUUCCUAUCAGAUUUUGUAGUUCAAGAUAAAUCACUUGAAACAAUAUGGCUCACUAUUACGCGGGGGAUCCAACGGUAUUAUGGAUUGUCAUAAUCGGUUUCAUCAUCUCAUUCGUGCUCGCCAUGGGUCUCGGUGCCAACGACGUCGCCAAUUCCUUCGGUACCUCUGUCGGCGCCAAGGUACUGACGCUCUACCAGGCGUGCGUGGUGGCGGCCAUCUUUGAAACCGCCGGCGCCAUACUGCUUGGCUACAGGGUGUCGGAUACCAUUCGAAAGGGAAUAUUUGACCCUCUACUCUACAACGGAAGAGACGAGCUUCUCCUAGUUGGAAAUCUAUGUGCCUUGGCAGGCUCCUGUAUAUGGCUCUUUACUGCAACCAUUUUCAGAGUUCCCGUUUCUGCGACACACAGCAUUGUUGGCGCUUCUUUGGGCUUCCAUAUGGUAGUCUUCGGAGGAGUUGGAGUCAACUGGAAUGUCGUUGUCGUCAUUGUUAUCUCUUGGUUUAUCUCACCUGUCCUCUCUGGUUUCAUCUCGUCUUGUAUCUAUGGCCUUCUCUAUGUCACCGUCUUGAAAAGGGACAAUCCUUUGGACUGGGGUGUUUACACUGUUCCAGUCUGGUACUUUAUUCUCAUCUUUAUCAACUUCUUUUCCAUCUUCUACGGAUCAUCACUAUUGUUCGGAUUCGAUGAGAUAUGGAUCGUUAUGGUGAUCUCAAUUGGAAGCGGAUUGGUUAUUGCUGGAUUUGGUUACUUCUUUAUCAUACCAUGGAUUACAAAUAGAGUUAAAAAAAUGAAGGGACAGGAGAAACUAGAAUUAGCAGAGGAAGGUCAGGUUCAGAAUGAUCAAGAACAAGAGACUGAAUUAAAAGAAGGUUUACCAAAUGGAAACUGCGAUGGUGACGCCGCCUCGUUAGAAAAGAAAAAUCCUGACGACCCUGAUGCCAUUUUGGUUCCAGAACAUCCGAUAGCCAACGGCUUAUCUGCCGAAUUCACCAACGGAAUGGCUAAUCCUGCUUACAAGACAUCGGAAACAGUUGAGAUGGACAUCAACUCUGAAGAUGAGGAUAGUUCCGAUAAAUGGCUCGUAAAGAAGGGCUCUAAAGAGUGGGAAUCAGUCAAAGAUUCGAUUGAAGUUCGCGCCAUUUGCUCCCCGCUGCAGGUUGUAUCAGCCUGCUUCGCCGCUUUCUCACAUGGAGGCAACGAUGUCAGUAACGCCAUCGGACCCCUGAUCAGCAUCUGGACCAUUUUUACCACCGGUUCCGUGGACCAAGAGACAAUAACCCCUGUAUGGAUCCUUCUUUACGGAGGUGCAGGCAUCUCACUCGGUCUCUUCCUAUUCGGCCGUCGUGUCAUCAAGACAAUCGGUGAAGACCUCACUCCAAUGACUCCGUCAACUGGCUUCUGUGUCGAGCUCGGGUCAGCUUCCACGGUACUUCUAGCAUCGAACCUCGGUAUCCCUAUCUCAACUACCCAUUGUCAGGUUGGUUCCGUCUGUGGUGUUGGCUGGCUGAGGACGCGAAAGGCUGUUGAUUGGCCUCUGUUCUCAGGGAUCUUCUUCGCCUGGGUGGUGACCCUCCCUGCCACCAUGAUGCUAAGUUCAGGUUUGAUGGGGUUCCUGCAGCAUGCCGUUCCUGGAAGCUGUGAACUUAUUCCUAUCCCUGUCAUGAACACUACUACAACCGCCAUGGCAUCGACCCUUGGAUUGAUCUAAGUUUAUAUGCAAUAUCCUAAUGGCUGUAGACUAUGGUCAGAAGGACCAAUCUGUCAAAUUUUGGAGGCUUCCUGGUGGAACGAUGGUUCUUCCUCUGCCAGGCUAUAGAUUCGAAACCAAAUUGAUGUCCUCGCGUCUCGUCUUACAAUAGGCCUACUGGAGGCCUACGUUCGCUACUGCCACAAUUUCGUAGGUAUUUCACACUAUAAUCUGCCAAUUCCGGAUGAUGUAUUUCCUAUCCCAAUGGUAAUCAUAGACAUUGUCAAACUAAACUAUUCUACUGAUAUGUGAUUACAAAUCAAAUUACUUGGGGUGUCCGAAAUAUGAAAGGUAUUGCACACUUUAGUAUAAAGUAAUUUUGAAAUAUUUUAUAAAGUGUGAUUUUUAAAGAUCAUGGCAUUGCUAAAAUAUUUUUCUUCUUAAGGAUGUUUUUUAGAACAGGGUUGUUUCCUUUUGUUGAAAAGUCCACAAGGCCUUUAAAAUGAGUCACUUUAAAUCAUAUGCAGUAUAUGUAUAUUCACUUGUUUAAAGCACAUGCAUCAAUUAUUUAAGUACUUACUGAAGGAAAAACAACCAUUAACAUUAAAUGAUACAGUUUGUUAAAACUCUGAAAAUACCUUUUUUCUCUGAACCAGUGUUUUAAUUUAGAGCAAAUCAUACACAAAUGGACUUAGUUGAAUUAUACUGUAUAAGUAUUCAAUGAAGUUGAUAAGGUACAAUUUAUUUAUUAUAUUCCAUCGUGCCCUUCAGUUGACUUCGUGUCUUAAUGAUUGUCCUGGUAAAAACACCCUUCUAAAGACUCUCUUAAACAAGUUCCGUCUAUUGGUUGUUUACUCAUAACCAUGCUACUUUCGUACGCAGCCAGGUAAUAUAUAGACCUACACUGUAAAAUCUAGUCCGACAUCGACUUUACCCACACCAGGCCAAAGCGAUACUACAGUACUGCACCAAAUAUGUAUUUAAACAACACCAGACUGUGAAAAUCGAUUUCAUUCUCCUUGCAGUGUUGUGUUAAAUCUACAUCGCUGUUUCUUUAGUGUUUAAUCCUGUAGUAGGUCCAUUGGUGUAAAUAGUUAGCACUCGAGUAGGUAAUUUGAUAUAAGCUAUUGAGGAGAUGUCUGAAUCGACUGAGACUACCUAGGUCCAUCACUUGCUGUACAGCGUUCAGCAAUCCAUGUGAAAUUUUCCAGGAUUUUUUUAAGCACGGGGAUUACAGUUUGUAGUCGACUUCUUCAGUUUAUAAGUAUUGUAUCUUGUAUUCUGCAAUUCCUUCCAUAGAGAGAAAUGGACGGGAUCUGUUAUUAUCUCAAUGGAAAUUAUACUUCUUUUUUUUAUUCAAAAUGGCAACAGAGAAAAAAAAGGAAAAUGAAAAACAAAAACAGCUGCGACAUAAUGGUUAGCAAAGCAAUUCUAAUUUUGAUCAUUAAAAUGUCAUAUAUAAACGCACACAAAUAUUAUAUUUUUUUAAAUUUCAUAUUUCUAUUGUGGAGAUCAAAGUCAUCAAUAUUCCGGUAAUCAGUUUGGUCAAUAUGUCGUAUUAAACAGUCAUCACGAUCAUAGGGAUAUUUUUUUCAGCUUCACUGCCGAUUCUUGAAGCUUGCGAUGUUCCUAGCAUGCAAUUGAGUAGGCUGUUAAAUACAAAGAGGUUAAUAAUUUCGGAAUUUGCCAUGUCUGCCCCCAUAGCGAAUACAUGAAUAUGUCAUGUACGUGGGUUUAUGAAACUUAUUAGUCAAUAUUUAAUUUUGGUCCAAUAUGCAAGAGAGUAUUGCAUCAUGAAGUGUGUGAGUCUUAAUGUUGUGUAUGUUUAAUAAACAAUUGUAGGAUUUUUACAUUGGAUGGAGAAGAUGGAGAAGAUCCAUUGUAUAUUGUUCAAACGUAUCAUUGAGGAGGGUAGAGACAGAGAACAAAGAACAAAGAAGAAAAUUGAAGAAUAGAAAAACGCCCCUUAAUGUGAAUCUAAUAAAAUAACAAAUAACUAAACUUUCUUAGUUCUUUGCAGAGGGCAAAUUUUGGGGUUGACCUGCACUGUUAGAAAAUGUAUCCUUAAAAUAAAAGAAGUUCCUGCAGCAGAGUCUCGAGAACACCUGUAAUCUUACCAGAUUGCGUAAUAUUACAGGAUAUUGGUAUUCGGUGUAUGGAAUCUUACAAAUUUCCUUGAAUAAAUCACCCUUUUCCCCUGUUUAAACAGACCUGUUCUGUUAAAUUGCUGAAAUUUUUUUUUUUUGUGUAAAAUCACAGUUUUUUUAACAGUGUGAGAGCUGUCUUUUUUGUAUUGAUAUGCCAUUAUUUUUCAAAUUCAAAAUCAACUAAGUUCAUCUUUUAGAUGUAUUUCGAAGUGUUUGUAUAGGAACUGUAUAUAUUUUGUAUAUUGAGUUAUAUAUAUUUAUGUAAGCCAAGCUAUAACGAUAUAUUUUAUAUGAUGUUACAUUGUUUGUGUAUGCAAAAUAAACAGCAAAAAUAAUACUCUAGUGUUAUGACACUUGGUAGUUUUUUUUUCUCGAAUUAGAAGCGACUCUAUCUGAAGGCAAAAGAUACAGUUUUGGUAAUAAUUGGAGAGGUAGUUAAAAAAGUAUAUCUUCUUAUUGAAAUUCGAUAGGCAAGGACCUCUUGGUGAAUAUCGGACAGAUGUUUCUUGUUGCAACAUAGAAUGGAUAAAGCUUUUGAAACCAUACUAGGGCCCCGUUUGAUAAACGUUACUACUAUGGUAACUUUGCCAUCUAAUGGU
Molecule: messenger RNA, 5106 nt
Organism: Lytechinus pictus (painted urchin)
Lineage: Eukaryota; Metazoa; Echinodermata; Echinoidea; Temnopleuroida; Toxopneustidae
Product: sodium-dependent phosphate transporter 2-like
Exons: 11
Coding region: 717-2381 (554 amino acids)
Biological process (GO): phosphate ion transmembrane transport
Cellular component (GO): membrane
Molecular function (GO): phosphate transmembrane transporter activity
Source: RefSeq, a predicted model, not a curated record